Molecule: messenger RNA, 2358 nt
Organism: Ogataea angusta
Lineage: Eukaryota; Fungi; Ascomycota; Pichiomycetes; Pichiales; Pichiaceae
Exons: 1
Coding region: 1-2358 (785 amino acids)
Biological process (GO): L-leucine biosynthetic process
Cellular component (GO): 3-isopropylmalate dehydratase complex
Molecular function (GO): 4 iron, 4 sulfur cluster binding; 3-isopropylmalate dehydratase activity
Source: RefSeq, a predicted model, not a curated record
AUGCCUUCAGAUACCAACACAUCAACUCCGGAAACCCUUUACGACAAGGUGUUUGAGGACCACAUCGUCCACAAAGACGAUUCCGGCUCGUAUUUGAUUUAUAUUGACAGACACUUGAUCCACGAGGUGACCAGUCCGCAGGCCUUUGAAGGUCUCAAGACAGCAGGCAGAACUGUUAGAAGACCAGACUGCACGCUUGCCACGGUCGACCACAACAUUCCAACCGACUCUAGAAAGAACUUCAAGAACCUGGAUAGUUUCAUUAAACAAGAUGACUCCAGGGUGCAGGUGCAAACUCUGGAAGACAACGUCAGAGACUUUGGCCUGACCUAUUUUGGAAUGACCGAUUCCAGACAGGGUAUCGUCCACGUUGUUGGUCCCGAACAAGGUUUCACGCUUCCUGGUACUACUGUCGUGUGUGGUGACUCGCAUACCUCGACCCACGGUGCCUUUGGUGCCCUGGCCUUCGGUAUUGGUACCUCGGAGGUGGAGCACGUUUUAGCCACCCAGACCUUGAUCCAGGCCAAGUCGAAAAACAUGAGAAUCACCAUCGAGGGCAAGCUUUCGCCAGGCGUCACUUCGAAGGACUUGGUUCUUCAUGUGAUUGGUGUGAUUGGUACCGCAGGAGGUACUGGCUGUGUGAUUGAGUUUGCUGGUGAAAGUAUCAGAGACCUUUCCAUGGAGGCCAGAAUGUCGAUCUGCAACAUGGCCAUCGAGGCCGGUGCAAGAGCUGGUAUGAUCCAGCCUGACGAGACCACUUUCAACUACAUCAAGGGCCGUCCGUUGGCUCCCAAGGGCGAAGAAUGGGAGAAAGCCGUGAGAUACUGGAAGACUCUCAAGACAGACGAGGGGGCAAAGUUCGACUACGACAUCAAAAUCAAAGCUUCUGACAUCGUUCCCACUAUCACCUGGGGUAAUUCUCCUCAGGAUGCGCUCCCAAUCACAGGCAAGGUGCCGGACCCAGCAAACUUCACUGACCCCAUCACCAAAAAGGGUGUUGAGGCUGCUCUGAAAUACAUGGGUCUCGAACCUAACACUCCAUUGCAGGACAUCACUGUCGACAAGGUGUUUAUUGGUUCCUGUACGAACUCGCGUAUCGAGGACUUGAGAGCCGCCGCCAAGGUGGUGAGAGGCCACAAGAAGGCAGACAACGUGAAGAUGGCCAUGGUGGUGCCGGGAUCCGGAUUGGUGAAAAAACAAGCCGAGAGCGAAGGGCUGGACAAGAUCUUCGAGGCAGCUGGAUUUGUCUGGAGAGAAGCUGGUUGUUCCAUGUGUCUUGGUAUGAACCCAGACAUUUUGGCACCAUACGAAAGAUGCGCCUCCACCUCCAAUAGAAACUUUGUUGGAAGACAAGGUGCUUUGUCCAGAACACACCUGAUGUCACCAGCUAUGGCCGCAGCGGCUGGUAUCACCGGUAAGUUCACAGACAUCAGAAACUUUGUGUACAACGAGGACCCUGCACAGCCAAAGAUCAAGCUCGAUUCCGAGGACGAGAGCUCUGCUCUCCAGAACGCCGUUUACGAUCACGAAAAAGAGCCUCUCGCCCCAGGAGAGUCGGAAGACGAGGCUAUCGACGACCAGAUCAACGAUGUGCCUCCUUCGGAUCAUGUGACUAAGAAGACCGUCGACACAAAGGAAGAGCCACCGGCAAAGGCUAUCGCUAUGCAGAAAUUCCUUACUUUGACUUCGAUCGCUGCUCCUCUUGACAGAGCCAAUGUGGACACCGACGCUAUCAUUCCUAAACAGUUCCUGAAAACGAUCAAGAGAACUGGUUUGAGAGCAGGUUUGUUUUACGAGUCUAGAUUCGUUAAGGAUGAGAACGGAAACGAUGUGCCGACCGACUUCGUGCUCAACGUGGAGCCUUACACCAAAGCCCAGAUAUUGUGUGUGACAGGAGACAAUUUCGGAUGCGGUUCUUCAAGAGAACACGCUCCAUGGGCUCUCAAGGACUUUGGCAUCAGAUCGAUCAUUGCUCCAUCGUUUGGUGACAUUUUCUACAACAACUCGUUUAAGAACGGUCUCUUACCAAUCAGAAUCCCACAAGACGUGAUAAAGGAGAAAAUAUACCCCUUCGCUGUUGAAAAGAAGGAGAUCACCAUCGACCUGCCUAAUCAGCAAAUAUUGGGACCUAACAAGGAGGUUCUCGUGGAAAAGUUUGACAUUGAGGACUUCAGAAAGCACUGUUUGGUGAACGGUUUAGACGAUAUUGGUAUCACCCUAGAGAAAGAAAAGUACAUCACUGCUUUUGAGGAGAAGAGAAGAAAAGUGUUCUCUUUCUUGGAAGGCGGAUCCAAACUCAUUGUUCCUGUGAAGGGUACCAAAAAAUCCAAGUACGGAGUUAAGGCCCAGGAAUGGUGA